This is a messenger RNA of Pyricularia oryzae 70-15, 2869 nucleotides long. RefSeq lists its product as uncharacterized. The transcript is spliced from 3 exons. The coding region runs from base 859 to 2292 and encodes 477 amino acids. Lineage: Eukaryota; Fungi; Ascomycota; Sordariomycetes; Magnaporthales; Pyriculariaceae. The record is from RefSeq and is a predicted model, not a curated record.
CUGCGAUGGCUAUGCUAGUGGGCGACAGGGCCAGCUCUGUUUUGUCGUCAAAGUCGUAACCCAGAAAGGGGCUUGAAACAGCCUGACUUUGUCCAUGUGGUGUCGACCCCAUUGUGUGGUCCCUUGCCCAAAAUCAUUCGUUUCCCGCCCCCCUUCGUCCUCCCACUUUCUUUUCAUUCCUACGUUCCCGUUCCAGCCUCAUCCCAACUAUCUUCUCAAAGAUCUCCAUUGAGAGGUUGCCCGUUCUUUUCAACCCCUUGCCUGCUACUCUCACUUCUUAGACAGCUAUCUGCGCUGACUAGCUCACAUUUGAUUUCUUGAUUGAUAUUCUUUUUAUUUUUAUUUUUUUUUCCUUUUUUUUUUUCCUUUUUUCCUGCUUCGCACUCCUUGGGUAUAUCCGGAUUUCCGAGCUGCCACACCUCACAACAUAUGUGGAGGGUUAACCCUUACUCGCCUGUCACUCCUUACAUCGCUAUUGUGACUUGAUUUUGGCUCGAGAGCGAAGUAGCGAACGCCGGAUCGUUUUGGACUUUCCCCGUGCGAGUACUUGUUACAUCAUCUCCGAUCACUGGCCCCUAAUCUUGUCAUUGACUAGCCCGACAACGAGGUGGAAGGAAGCACGAAUCCAUCGGGAUUGUUUCUUUCUUUCCUCUGUAAACCGACGCUCAUUAUCGUCAAGCAACCUGUUUGACCGAAAGAGAAGCUCGGGUUGAUCCCAUCGAGAGCGUCCUUUCUAUUAGACGGCUGGCCGGUUAUCCACGCUCCUUAUACAUCCAUAUUCAACGACGUGCUGCGCACUAGAUGUAUUGAACAAACAAAAGAGGAAGGGACCUCGCCUUUGUCGACGAUUAGAGGAAGAUGAGACUCACCCUGCAGUCUUUGCUGGUUCUGGCUGGAUCCGCGGUUUUGGCACAGGCGGCGGCUAUCGAUAUCAUUGGACAACUUAAUAAGGAGGCCGCGAAACAGCAAGCUGGCCUCGCCCCGAACCCACAGGUGGUUGCGGGAGGCCAAGGUCAGAAUAUUGCGCCCGGAGACCUCGUUGGGCAGAUUCUUGGGCUCUUGGGCAAGGCCGCUGGACAGCGCAACGGCGCAACACCCAAUAUCGACCUGCAAAAUGGUGUCAACGACGGCAAACGAAACGGCGGGCAGAAGGAGGGCAAGAAGGGCAAGCAGUCACAGAAUGGUGGCAUCGCAGGAAACGGAACUGCAGUAGACGAAGGGAAGAAGAAUGGUGGCGCUAAGAAGGAAGGCGCAAAGAAGGGAGGUAAGGGGAAGGGGAAGGGGAACGAGGGCGCCAAUUUGGGUGCCAUCAACGGCACGGCGCCGGCGGCUGGUCGAGGAAACAAGAACGAAGGCGCCAACUUGGGUGCGGUUAACGGGACGGCACCGGCUGCCGGCCAAGGAAAGGGACUGGGAAAGGAUGGCAAGAUCAAGGGAGACGGGAAGAAGGACCGUGGGAAGGGGAAGGGCGGUGCUGAGGGCAACAAGCCGUCGACACCACCGCCAGCUCUUGGAGCCAUAGCGCCAGAGGCGCCCGCCAAGAACAAGACUGCACCGCCCCCACCCCCAGUCGCUGCCCCGGCCGCUUCCCCGCCCCCUGGACUUCUUCCCGGCACUGGCCCACGAGGUGGAAUUGGUGUCACUGUCAUCCCGAUCGCCGAUUCGCAGCGCGAGAAAACCAAGGAAGCCGGCCCUGCCGCUCCCACUCCGCCGGUUGCCGCCAACCCAGGGCUCCCUCCGCCACCUGGAGCCGAUAACCAGCGGGCGCCCAACAUUCCACCUCCGGCUGGUCAGAACACGAUCCCAGCCCCGCCAGCGGCACCCGCCGCUCCAGCUGUUACGCCCUCUCCGCCUCCUCCCGCCAAAGCGUCUCCGCCGCCACCCCCUCCCCCGGCUGCGGCUCCUCCUCCUCCUGAGCAAGCGUCUCCUCCGCAACCGCCACCAGCUGCUGCGCCGCCGCCACCGGCCGCUGCGCCUGAGUCACCCUCUCCGCCCCCCGUAACCCCUCCUUCGCCUCCACCUCCUCCGGUUGCUGCAGCACCAGCACCUGCCCCCGCGAUGUCGUCAAAACUCAACCUUGGUGCCGAGGUCCCCAAGGCGACGGUGCCUGCGCCUGGAGCAACUGUCCCGACUGCCCUUCCUUUGGCCGCAGCACCGCCGGCAACAACUUCCGCACCCGAUGUGGCAAACAAUGCUGGAAUUCCUGCGCAACCCAACAUCGACAUCAGUGGACUGACGCUCAAUUCAGUGCUGUCGCUGGGUGCAUUGGUACCAGCAAAACCGGCAACCUAAGAUCUAAUCGGUCUUUUUUUCCUUUAUUUUUUUCAUGAUAACUAGAUCUUUCUACUCUUCUGGUUGUCCAUGGCGUCAGCAAGACGUUUAAUAUUGUUUUCUUAUGUAUCAGAUACCAAAGUACAUAGGACAAUCGUUUUAGUUGACUUUAUUGGAUUAUCAGCUAAUGUCAAGCUUUAAAAAGAGUCCCAUGAAAACAGAGUUAUCAAACGGACAAAAUUCCAAGCAUGAGAUAUACCCGCCACUGUGGCUAAUGGUCAGCGGCUACUGCUUGGGCCGCCAUUUCACUUGAUUUUGUUGCGACAAUCUUUCUGCGUUCUUUCUCUCUUCUUGUUCCACGUCACCCUGAACCUGGCUCCGUUCCGAUACAGUGUUUUCUUUUCCUUUCCUGUCUGAUUCGCUUCUUUCUAAUACUUGUUCGGCAAGGAUUUCCUCCACCCACAUAUUGGCAUCUUUGUAGUCGGGCUCCAUAGUCUGUCAUAUAUAAACUUAUCGAUCCAAGUCACAGGGUGAAAAACAAGUUGUGUCAUGGGGUCAGAUCUUGCAGUGGCCUAAGAUUAUCCAGAACUACCUAGGU